AUGGAGGCGGCGUGGCGCCAGGGUGGCCGCGGGAGAGGACGGGGUCGCCCUGGAGCCCUCCCCGCGGGGAACGGACCUGGUGGCCGGGGGAGGGGAAGAGGAGCGCGAGGCGCCCCGUCUUCCGGCGGCGUCCCGGGAGCCAAUGAGUUAGCUUCUCAGAAAAAAUUUGAUGAAAUUAAGAGGGCUAAUCAAGCAGCAGCUAAAAAGUUUGUGGAAGACCAGUUUAGUUCCUCAUCUGAAGAUGAUGACGAGGAUGACGUUGAAGGAAAACAUGGGGAAAUAUUGGCCAAAACAUUUACAACUUACACUAAUCAAACCGAUGGUGACACCCAUGAACUGGAGCGCACGAGGCAAUACAUGAACGAGGCUUUUCAGUCUGGAGCAAUGACAUGCUUGAUUUGUAUUGCUUCAGUUAAGAGAAACCAAGCUGUUUGGAGUUGCUGUGGCUGUUUCUGCAUAUUUCACAUGCCAUGCAUUCAGAAGUGGGCUAAGGAUAGCCUUUUCCUAGUAUCUUCUCCCUUGACAGAUGAUGAUUUUGGGAAGAAGGAUUAUCCAUGGCCAUGUCCAAAAUGCAGGUUUGAGUACAAGCGCUCAGAUAUUCCCACGAGAUAUUACUGCUACUGUGGAAAGGUGGAGGAUCCAGCACUGGACCCAUGGCUGGUUCCACAUUCUUGUGGCCAAGUAUGCGAGCGGCAUUUCAGACCUCCAUGUGGCCAUAAGUGCCUGCUACUUUGUCACCCAGGUCCCUGUCCUCCUUGUCCCAAGAUGGUCUCAACAACCUGUUACUGUAAAAAGGCAAAGCCAGUGCCUCGAAGGUGCAGUACAAAAGAAUGGUCGUGUCAGCUGCCCUGUGGUCGAAAACUGCCCUGUGGACAGCACCGCUGUGAGAAAUCUUGCCAUCCAGGAGACUGUGAACCCUGUCCAAGAGUUAGCAAGCAAAGUUGUGUCUGUGGAAGGCAAGUAGCAGAACGACUUUGUGCAAGCCCUUUGUGGCAGUGUGAUCAGGUUUGUCGCAAAACUUUACCCUGUGGUUAUCAUGCCUGUGAGGAAGUUUGUCAUGCUGGCCCCUGUGGGGAAUGUCCUCGAUCUGGCAAAAGGUUCUGUCCCUGUGGAAAAUCAAAAUUUUCUUUGCCGUGUACGGAGGAUGUACCAACCUGUGGGGACAGUUGUGACAAAGUCCUUGAAUGUGAGAUCCAUAGAUGUUCACAACGCUGCCAUCGAGGCCCUUGUGAAAUCUGUAGACAGGAAGUUGAAAAGCAGUGCCGCUGUGGAAAACAUACAAAACAGAUGCCCUGCCACAAGCCAUAUCUUUGUGAGUCAAAAUGUGCAAAAAUUCGUGACUGUCAAAAGCAUCAGUGCAAGAGAAAGUGCUGUCCUGGGAACUGCCCACCGUGUGAUCAAGUCUGUGGGCGAACGUUAGGAUGUCGUAAUCACAAGUGCCCUUCUGUCUGCCAUAGAGGUAGCUGCUAUCCAUGUCCCGAGACUGUAGACAUGAAGUGCAGCUGUGGCAAAACUGUUGUCAAAGUACCCUGUGGUAGAGAACGUACCACCAAACCUCCCAGGUGCAAAGAUCUUUGCAGGCAGCCGCCAACCUGCCACCAUCCCAGCCGAGAGAAGCACGGUUGCCAUUUUGGCCCCUGCCCUCCUUGCCGCCAGCCGUGCAAGAAAUCCUUAGAGACGUGCAGCCACGUGUGUCCAGCUGCUUGCCAUGAUGAAGCGCUUGUGAAGCAAUCUGGCCUGCCCCAGCCUGCAGGCCCGUGGGAACAGUCAUCUGAGCCUGUUUUUAUUCAGACUGCAUUACCUUGCCCUCCCUGUCAGGUUCCGAUUCCAACGCAAUGCUUGGGGAAACAUGAGGUGAGUCCAUUGCCAUGUCAUGCUGCGGUACCCUACUCUUGUAAAAGAUUUUGUGGAAGGCUGCUUGAGUGCCAGAAUCACACGUGCAUGAAGGAAUGUCACAAAGUUACCGAAACAGAUGGAGGCAGCGACGUUCAAAAGGCAAGUCAAGAAUGCUCUCAGUGUGAAGAAGGAUGUUCCAAGCCGCGGCCACCUGGCUGUCCUCACUCCUGCCCUCUGCCUUGCCACCCUGGAGAAUGCCCACCAUGUGCCCAAAUGAUCCGGAUGAAGUGUCACUGCAAACUCACGAGCCUGUACAUCGAAUGCAUAAAAAUCACUUCUGCUGACUUAAAAGAAAAGGAUGUACUCAGCUCCUGUAAAAAUCAGUGUCCAAAAGAGUUGUCCUGUGGUCACAGGUGCAAAGAGAUCUGCCACCCAUUUGACUGCCUUCAGAACUGCAAUCAGAAAGUAAAGAUCAGAUGUCCUUGCAAGAGAAUAAAAAAGGAGGUGGCGUGCAAUAAGGUUCAGGAAGGUGACGUUUCAUUAGAAUGUGACAUGGUGUGUAAGGAAAUGAAACGGAAAGCUUCUGAGAUAAAAGAGGCAGAGGCCAGAGCUCUCAUUGAAGAGGAAAAACGAAGGCAACAGGCUGAACUGGAGGCUUUUGAGAACAGGCUGAGAGGACGUCGAAAGAACAAGAGAAAAAAGGACGAAGUUAAAGUGGAACCAUCUCUGUGGCAAAAAUAUAGGAAAAUGAUUGUCCUGCCUGUGUGUGGGGUGGCUGUUGUGAUGGUUGCGUGGUUCAUAGCCUACAACUACUGA
Euleptes europaea (tarantolino) is the source of this 2652-nucleotide messenger RNA. It is a transcript of the gene NFXL1, whose product is annotated as nuclear transcription factor, X-box binding like 1. NCBI's taxonomy places the organism in Eukaryota, Metazoa, Chordata, Lepidosauria, Squamata, Sphaerodactylidae. Gene Ontology annotation, cellular component: nucleus. Bases 1 to 2652 code for a protein of 883 amino acids. The transcript has 22 exons. Gene Ontology annotation, molecular function: zinc ion binding; RNA polymerase II transcription regulatory region sequence-specific DNA binding; DNA-binding transcription factor activity, RNA polymerase II-specific. The record is from RefSeq and is a predicted model, not a curated record. Gene Ontology annotation, biological process: regulation of DNA-templated transcription.